UCGAAAGCUGUUGCUCUGGCCGGGCGUUGCUCUACAUCUUGUCUAUGAUAUCACCACCAACUCGUUCUUCUCCUCCCGAAAUCGAAACUCGCAAUUCCUCUUAUUACGCCCGAAUCAUCUCUGCCGAAACUUCAUCCGCGACCCAGAACUAUCGUGGCAUUGAUUCAUUUAUUGUGGCUUGCAAACCAAGCAGAACACGUUGUUAUCCGUGGCAUACGCUGAUUGGGUAUGGCGGCUAUCUCAGCGUCCUCAGGACCAACGUCCUUCAAUCACACGGGCGACCCUCAGGACGAAUAUGCAGAUUGGAACCAUGCUUCGCAUAGCCAGCACGAGCCUUCGACAAACCACUCCUUUCCCGACUACGAAGCUUUUGGCUCACCCCAAAACGCAUCAAACUCACAAAACGGGGCCACCGACAGCUUCUUUAAUCUUAGAGACUCUCGCAGCAAUAGCCGUGCUGUAGCCCAGCCAAAGACUAAACGUGCGAACGAUGGCAGUAUUUUAACCUACGACGAUGAAAAUUCAAAAUGGAUUCACCGAGAUAAGUUAGCCAAAAUUGAGAGUCGAGAGCUACAAGAAGCUGGGAUAGUACUUCCAAAGCCCAGGACACAGAGCAGAUCAAGACGAGAUCGUAGCCAUAGUCGUCGGAGGGGUACCACAGAUUCAUCUGAGCAGCAGUAUGUACCAGUCUCUAGAAUGAAUUCCGAUGCUGGUCACGACAAAACGCCAGACCACGAGGUUUCGAGCUGGGAUUUGCGCAGGCCUGAAGAGAUUGCGGAGGACCCUGGUGAAUACUGGGUUUCGAACGAUUCUGGUAGAGGCACACGCAUUCCUGUAGCGAAAGUCAGCCCGGCACCGAUUCCUUCUGACUAUAUUGAUCGAAAUGCCCCCGUGCAACGAAAAACGAGUUUUCCGCCAUUUGAUGACGAGGUGUCCAUCGCGUAUCCAAAGACUAGGUCACGGAGCAAUAGUAGUGCGAAUGCGCUGGAUGACUCGCCCAAAGCACCAUCUGGGAAGCGCUCUUUGACUGAGGGAUCUCCGAGGAAGACUACUACGACGACUCCUCGCAAGACAUCGGCGCCAACAAAGCCAACUACACAAGGCCGGCCUAAGACGAGAUCUGGCCCUACCACUAGAAGUAGUUCUACUACAAGGCCAGCCACUCGUUCGGGCGAACUAUCUCCACGAGCUCCUGAGGGUGAUCCUCCAUGGAUGAUUUCCGCAUACCAACCAGAUCCUCGUUUACCACCGGAUCAACAGCUUCUACCCACGGUUGCAAAAAGGCUACAACAAGAGAAAUGGGAACAAGAAGGUUCGUUUGGGAAUAUUUACGACAAGGAGUUCCGACCCUUGAACAAAGAUACACUUAUAAAACCGCCCGAGGCAGAAAAACACCCUGAUAGUGAAGACCAAGAUGAAUGGCCAUUAAAGCCGGAGGCCAGAGUUCCAACUCCCAAUCGCCCUGGGACAAGUUCGUACUCAACCAUGCCGAAGAUUCAAGACACACCUGCUAUGAACCCCCUAGGCAGCCCGAGAUCGAUGCAACAAGUACAGACCCAAACGACUGCAGCCGUCAAAGUAGUUGAUCCGCCGGCACAAACGGAAGAUGAAAACGGAAAGGAUGGUUGCGGGUGCUGUGUUGUGAUGUGAAUCUCUG
This is a messenger RNA of Xylaria bambusicola, 1657 nucleotides long. RefSeq lists its product as uncharacterized. The record is from RefSeq and is a predicted model, not a curated record. The coding region runs from base 229 to 1650 and encodes 473 amino acids. The transcript has 3 exons. NCBI's taxonomy places the organism in Eukaryota, Fungi, Ascomycota, Sordariomycetes, Xylariales, Xylariaceae.